AGGAAGAUUUCAUGAACCCUGGAAUUUGAGGCCAGUGUGAGCAUCAUAAAGAGAUAUUGUUUGCUAAUUUUUGUUUUAAAGUAAGGUCAAUUAUUUGCAUUAGAAGAGAAAGUAUUUCAAAUAAACUAUAAGUUAAAUAAUAACUUUCAAAUGGAGUAAAAAAAAUCACUAAAUUUAAAAGACUGGCAAACAUAUCACUGAAAAAUAUACUAAAUAUUUACAUCAUAAAUUAUUCUAGGAACUGGAGAGAUGAUUCAGCAGUUAAGAAUACUGGCUGAGGCUUUUUCGUCAAGAUGGCGCCUAAAGCGAAGAAGGAAGCUCCUGCCCCUCCCAAAGCCGAAGCUAAAGCGAAGGCCUUGAAAGCAAAGAAGGCAGUGCUGAAAGGCGUCCACAGCCACAAAAAGAAGAAGAUCCGCACAUCGCCCACUUUUCGGCGGCCCAAGACUCUGCGGCUACGAAGGCAGCCUAAAUACCCCCGGAAGAGCGUGCCCAGGAGGAACAAGCUUGACCACUAUGCCAUCAUCAAAUUCCCCCUGACCACCGAGUCAGCCAUGAGGAAGAUAGAAGACAACAACACACUGGUGUUCAUUGUGGACGUCAAGGCCAACAAGCACCAGAUCAGACAGGCUGUGAAGAAACUCUACGACAUUGAUGUGGCCAAAGUCAACACCCUCAUAAGGCCCGACGGAGAGAUGAAGGCAUAUGUUCGGUUGGCUCCUGAUUAUGAUGCGCUGGAUGUUGUCAACAAAAUUGGAAUCAUCUAAACUGAGCCCAGUCGGCUAAUUCUAAAUAUCCACUUUUUC
Molecule: messenger RNA, 803 nt
Organism: Myodes glareolus (Bank vole)
Lineage: Eukaryota; Metazoa; Chordata; Mammalia; Rodentia; Cricetidae
Source: RefSeq, a predicted model, not a curated record